AUGGCACCUGCCUUUGUCAUGUUGCCCGUGUGCCUCUAUGCCAUCGGGUCCAUGUCUCCUGGUGCUGAGGCCAAGGAACAUGCUGUCAGCGGGAACCGCCGCUUUCUUGCGAAGGCCCAGAGUGAAGGGCAGCAGUGUGGCAGCAGCGGCUCGGACGGUCACUUCUACGGCGACUGCUCCUCGGGACUCGAGUGUGUGGCUCCUGCCGCGGGCCCGCCGGUGGGCGCGCCGAGCACUUGUCAGAAGGUGGGGCAGCAGGUGGGGCAGCAGUGCGGCAGCAGCGGCUCGGACGGCCACUUCUACGGCGACUGCUCUCCUGGACUCGCAUGCGUGCCGCCGUGGGCGCUCCCAGCAUCUGCCACAAGGUGUGCGGCAGCUUCGGGGCCGACGGGGACCAUGUCAAUGGCACCUGCAGCGCGAGCCAGACGUGUUCUGGCAAGGCCGCCACGCCUUGCCGGGAGUGGGCUGGCGAGUGCUACAUGUACUGCGACGGCGCUGAUCGCCGACUUGCGCAGGGCGAAGGGCAGCAAUGUGGCA
This is a messenger RNA of Prorocentrum cordatum, 537 nucleotides long. The record is from the annotation of a GenBank genome assembly. NCBI's taxonomy places the organism in Eukaryota, Dinophyceae, Prorocentrales, Prorocentraceae.